AGGGCAGGCGUUGCAGCCUUUCUAGGCUUGAGGUCACCUCUCCGUAACGUUCCCUCAUUCUCAGGCGUGGCCUCCCGGAGCGCCCGGCCCUCGGCUGCUCCGUCGCGUCUUCUGGGUUCCAAUAAAGUUUUCCUCCCUGUACGGAGCUCAAGAUGGCGGCCUCCUGGUCGCCCUUGGUUACCCUGCGCUCCACCGCGCGCAGCCGGCUGGCUGGGAGAGGUGUUGGGUGCGGGGCGCGGGUCUUCGCAAUCCCUCCUCCGGCCCCUGGCCCUGGGAAACCCCUUUGGAAAGCCUACACAGUCCAGACCUCCGAGGGUGGACGCCCAACAGCCGCUUCCGAGGCCCACUCGAAAGCUUUGGCCGUUUGCCAUGGGCCUCUGGACCACUACGACUUUCUGAUCAAAUCUCAGGAGCUGAGGGAUGAUGAACAUCAAAGAAGAGUGGUCCAGUGUCUGCAGAAGUUACAGGAGGACCUGAAAGGAUACAGCAUAGGGAAAGGAGGGCUCUUUUCCAAGCUUUUUUCAAGGAACAAACCUCCAAAGGGCCUGUAUGUUUAUGGAGACGUUGGUACAGGAAAAACAAUGGUGAUGGACAUAUUUUAUGCAUAUGUGGAAACGAAGAGAAAAAAGCGGGUCCAUUUUCACGGCUUCAUGCUGGAUGUGCACAGAAGGAUACAUCACCUUAAACAGAGUUUGCCAAAAAGGAAGGCGGGAUUCAUGGCUAAGUCAUAUGACCCGAUAGCUCCCAUAGCCGAGGAAAUCAGCCAAGAAACUUCUCUCCUAUGUUUUGAUGAAUUUCAGGUCACCGACAUCGCCGAUGCCAUGAUUCUCAAACAGCUUUUUGAAAAUCUGUUCAAAAACGGGGUCGUCGUUGUGGCAACAUCCAACAGACCACCGGAAGAUCUCUAUAAAAACGGACUCCAGAGGGCUAACUUUGUGCCAUUUAUAGCUGUCCUGAAGGAAUAUUGCGAAACGGUCCAGCUGGAUUCUGGGGUAGAUUAUCGGAAAAGGGAACUCGCCCCUGCAGGGAAACUCUACUACCUCACAAGUGAGGCUGAUGUGGAGGCUGUCGUGGAUAAGUUGUUUGAUGAGCUGGCUCAGAAACAAAAUGAUUUAACUAGCCCAAGGAUUCUGAAAGUGCAAGGCAGAGAGCUGCGGCUGAAUAAAGCCUGUGGAACCAUUGCCGACUGCACAUUUGAAGAGCUGUGUGAGAGACCGCUUGGAGCAAGUGACUAUUUGGAAUUAUCAAAGAAUUUUGAUACGGUAAUCAUACGAAACAUUCCACAGUUCUCACUGGCAAAGAGGACGCAAGCUCGAAGAUUCAUCACUCUCAUUGAUAACUUCUAUGACUUCAAGGUGCGCAUAAUCUGCUGUGCUUCGGCUCCUAUCUCAAGCUUGUUUGUGCAUCAGCCUCAGGCCAGUGAGUCGGACCAAAGCAGAAUACUGAUGGACGAUUUGGGGCUGAGCCAGGACUCCGCGGGGCUCUCCAUGUUUACAGGGGAGGAGGAAAUCUUCGCCUUUCAGCGCACCAUUUCCCGGCUCACAGAGAUGCAGACGGAGCAGUACUGGAUUGAAGGGGACAGAAGCAAGAAGUAACUGUCACUUUCACAAGAUUUAAAAAAAAAAAAAGGUGACUGGUUAAGGCUGCGAGACAGUGAGACAUCACUGCAAGAUGUCACUGCGAAAUGCGAUGGGAUCAUUUCCUUAUCGUCAAUGCACUUUGCCCUCUGGACGGCUGCGUCUGAGGCAAGCGGAGGGGCACACUGACAAAGUCUCUCCUUUAUAGAUUCACAUUUAUUUGGAGUUAUUUCUGCAUCAUAAAGUGGAAUCAUCACU
Mastomys coucha (southern multimammate mouse) is the source of this 1835-nucleotide messenger RNA. RefSeq names its product AFG1 like ATPase (gene Afg1l). The record is from RefSeq and is a predicted model, not a curated record. Lineage: Eukaryota; Metazoa; Chordata; Mammalia; Rodentia; Muridae. The coding region runs from base 153 to 1595 and encodes 480 amino acids. Gene Ontology annotation, molecular function: ATP binding; ATP hydrolysis activity. Gene Ontology annotation, cellular component: cytoplasm; mitochondrion. The transcript has 13 exons.